AUGUGGGAUUUUAACUGCGCUCUGGGCCUCUGGGCCUCUGGGCUCCCCGCUCCCCACGCCGCCAUGUUACUCCGUACUCUAAGCGUCUUGGACGAGUGGCCGUGCAUGAUCGGAGCCCUCGAUGGUGCCGCUGCGCACCCCACGAAACUCAGACGGCGAUGCGACCGCUCUCUCGACUCAUUCAUGGAGUGGUCGAAACGGGGCACGCAACUUUUCGCGGGCACCGUGUUGAUGGCCGCCCUGUCCACAAUUGCCGUCGCGCUCCGCUUCUUCUCCCGAGGUCGCAUUUUACGCGUCCUGGGACCAACAGACUGGUUCUUGGCCCUGACCCUGGUGGGUACUCCGGCGUUCCCGCGCCGCCCGGUAUCCGUACCCGUCUUGAUGAGGACCAUGGCUCACACCUCUCGCUCGGCCACACAGUUCUUCUGCAUCGGCAACACGGCUAGUGUUGGGGUCCCCAUAUCGGCAUACCAGGUUCAGUAUGUUGCAAUCCUCAUCAACAACCUCUCCCUCGUCUUGACCAAGGUAUCUGUCUGCCUACUCUUCCUCGAUGUUUUUCUCGUCACUUCGGUCAGAAAAGCCACCUACGUCGUUCUAGUCGCGGUAAUUCUCCACGGCACAUAUGUUACCCUGACGAACAUCUUCUUUUGCACGCCGAUUCACAACUAUUGGGACAAGCCUUUCAACAACAACUGCAUCGACAUCCGUGUCAAAUUCAACGUAGACAAUGGGCUCAACAUCCUCAUUAACUUUGUCACGCUGUGCCUCCCGGUACCCGCAAUAUGGCCCAUGACGCUGCCGUGGAGGCAGAAACUGUGGCUCUUGGUUCUGUUUAUCUUGGGCUUUGGGUAA
Chaetomium globosum CBS 148.51 is the source of this 852-nucleotide messenger RNA. RefSeq lists its product as uncharacterized. NCBI's taxonomy places the organism in Eukaryota, Fungi, Ascomycota, Sordariomycetes, Sordariales, Chaetomiaceae. The record is from RefSeq and is a predicted model, not a curated record. The transcript is spliced from 3 exons. Bases 1 to 852 code for a protein of 283 amino acids.